UCAAACACUCGAAGCAGUAAGAUCGUUCGCUGAGUAAAUCGCCAAGAAACGUGCGAAAAGAAAGCAGGAACGCACUGGAGUAAAGGAAAGUGCCGUGAUAAACCGAAACACGUGUGGUGGAGUGCGGGAGAUGCACGCGAGCCGUGAGAUUUAGCAUUUAAACAGUGAAUGAGGCUUAAUUUCAGGGCACGUGUUAUCAUGUCGUCGAAACGUAAAGAACUCUCGACCAAAGAUGAGAAAUCAUGCGAUAAACGAACCAAAGGACCCGGAAGACACCACAUUAACUGCCUACCCGAAGAGCUUCUUGGUAUGGUGUUUGAUCGGCUCUGUCUGGAGUCUGUGAAAACCGCGUCCUUGGUGUGCCGAAAAUGGAACGAGAUCCUUUUUUCCGGAACGUACGCGAAUAGAUUUGUUUUCCGUGUUGAUGGGGGAAACAAUUUUUGUCCAGAGAGGAUCGUAGAAGCGAUACAUGUAUUGGCGCGGUCCAUUCGCGGAUAUCGACGUGUAUUCUUUAAAGGAGGAAAUCAAAACGAUGAGACCGAGUUUCAAGUAGAUUGGAACUCAUCCGCCAAGCCAAUCCUGCCAAGUAAUUCUGUGAAGCAUCUUCACGUGACCUCCGAAUUUAGGAUCUGGGUCGAUAUGCCCAACUUGGAAACAUUCGAUGGGCACCUGACCGCACUGCAUCAGCAUGACGAAAACGUUCCCCUGCCAGCACUCACCAAGCUGAAGCAUGUUACCCUACGUCAUUACGAAGAUUAUUCCAAAAGUCCAGAAUUAUUAACUAAAAUUAAAGAAAGUCAUCCAACGGCUAUUCGUCGCCUCAGCAAUGUUGAGUCGAUAAAAUGGAAGACUCACGUGUCGAGUCAAAUGUUUGUCGCACUUUGCGAAACAUGCACUCAGGUGAAGGAUAUGUUGUUUCACCGGUCGCUUUCUGUUGACACGAUGGCCGAUUUAGAAAAUCUCUCAAAACUAACCCAGCUCCGGAGCCUUAAGUUUAAAGACGCUUGUAUCAUGGUAAACGACAACUCAUCGUACGACUUUGAUUUCUCGAAACAAACUAACCUCGUUGAGCUAGACCUGUACGACACAGACAUGGAUACUCUGAAAUUUCCCGAAACGUUAAGAAGCCUUGCUGUCUACAUUACUGCAGAGAAUGAACAAACAUUGAUUCAAUCCAUCGUCAGCGCCGGUUCCGAGUUGACGGCAUUGAAAUUAAGGUACCGUGGAUCCGAUUUUAGGUCGCAAGAACCGACCGUAACGCUGAAAGCAUUACCUCAGCUAGAAAACCUCGAGACUCUAGUGUUUAUUUGGCCGCAUUUCAAAAGUACUACUUUCCUUUGCAUGGAUGCCCCCCUGUACAGUGUACGUAAGUUACAUUUCGAAGACUGUCAUUUAGAAACAGAAAAGUUUCUCGGAAUGAAUGAAAAGUUUCCCAACUUGCAAGAACACAAAUUUCUGAAUAUGGAGUGGCCUCCUCCUUUCUACUCCCACUCGGACUAGAAACGAAUAAUCGGACUGGAAAUAAAUCAUGUGCGACAAUGGGGCUCUAUCAUCUAUAGAGGUAAAGGAAAAACAAAAGUGCCUAAUUUUACUUAACGAGCCGAAGUGGUACGUACUGAAAACCAUGUGAACAUGAAUUAUAUUAGUGCCAUAAAGGAAUUGAAUUAUAUUGAAAUAAAUAAAGGGUAUUGG
Messenger RNA from Anopheles aquasalis, 1692 nucleotides. RefSeq lists its product as uncharacterized. The record is from RefSeq and is a predicted model, not a curated record. Gene Ontology annotation, molecular function: protein binding. Lineage: Eukaryota; Metazoa; Arthropoda; Insecta; Diptera; Culicidae.